Messenger RNA from Lampris incognitus (smalleye Pacific opah), 5130 nucleotides. RefSeq names its product patched 1 (gene ptch1). Gene Ontology annotation, biological process: smoothened signaling pathway. The record is from RefSeq and is a predicted model, not a curated record. Gene Ontology annotation, molecular function: hedgehog receptor activity; hedgehog family protein binding; smoothened binding. NCBI's taxonomy places the organism in Eukaryota, Metazoa, Chordata, Actinopteri, Lampriformes, Lampridae. Gene Ontology annotation, cellular component: plasma membrane. The transcript has 24 exons. The coding region runs from base 298 to 4995 and encodes 1565 amino acids.
GGCUGCUAGCCGCCGAUUCGCGUGUGGGGGAAGCGCUUCGCUCGCCCCGCUCUUUUGAGAGGCAACACCUUCCAGAGACGCGGCGGACGCGCCGAGCGGUGGGGACCUCCGGGGCGGACCACGAAAUGUUGGGAUGGAAGGCGCCGACUAUGACUCGCCGUCUCCGACAGGAGCAUGACGGACUUCACGGGUGUGAGCUCGCCGAGAGGGAACCUUCGCUGCCUUGGGAUACCGCCGCACGCUCUCGGGGAGACAUUGUAAAGUGGGAAACGAUAGCCGCCGCGCAGUCCCCGCAACAUGGCCUCGGCUGCUAACGCGUCCGCCGGACAGGAAAACCGAGACCCCGAUCGGCCGAGGGUGACGCGGAGGAGGCACGGGGGGAACUACACCCGCGGCACGCCGCUGGAUUUGGAGUACUUGCAGCGGCCGAGUUACUGCGAUGCGGGAUUUGCGCUGGAGCAAAUAUCCGAGGGGAAGGCGACUGGGAGAAAAGCACCGCUAUGGCUGAGAGCGAAGUUCCAGAGACUUUUGUUUCGGUUGGGCUGUUACAUACAAAAGAACUGCGGAAAGUUUUUGGUGGUGGGCCUCAUGAUAUUCGGAGCUUUCGCCGUCGGCUUACGGGCAGCUAAUUUGGAGACGGACGUGGAGAAGCUCUGGGUGGAAGUUGGCGGACGUGUGAACCAGGAGCUGAAGUACACGCGUCAAAAGAUGGGAGAGGAGGCCAUGUUCAACCCUCAGCUCAUGAUACAGACGCCGCGGGAGGAGGGAGCCAACGUGCUCACGUUGGAGGCGCUGCGACAGCACCUGGAGUCAGCCAUCCGAGCCAGCAGAGUUCAUGUUUACCUCUAUAAUAGACAAUGGAAAUUAGAACAUUUAUGCUACAAAUCAGGAGAGCUAGUCACAGAAACUCAUUUCAUGGAUCAGAUCAUAGAAAAGCUACAUCCCUGCCUCAUCAUCACCCCGUUGGACUGUUUCUGGGAGGGAGCCAAACUCCAGUCUGGAAUGGUCUAUCUCCCAGGUAAGCCCCCACUGCAGUGGACCAACUUCGACCCCAAGGAGUUCCUUGAGGAGCUGCGGGCGGGGAACUUCCCAGUAGACAGCUUUGAAGACAUGCUGAGAAAGGCAGACGUUGGACACGGCUACAUGGACAGACCAUGUCUGAACCCCUCUGACCCUGACUGCCCCCUCACUGCUCCUAACAAGAAUGCUACAAAGCCGUUUGAUGUGGCACGGGCCCUGAGUGGCGGCUGCCACGGUCUAUCCAGGAAAUACAUGCACUGGCAGGAGGAACUUAUUGUAGGAGGGACCACCAAGAACGGCAGCGGACCACUCCUCAGUGCUCAGGCCCUACAGACCAUGUUCCAGCUGAUGACACCCAAGCAGAUGUUUGAGCACCUGCGGGACUAUGACGAGGGGUCGCACAUCAAUUGGAAUGAAGACAAAGCUGCAGCCAUAUUGGAGGCCUGGCAAAGGAGAUACUCUGAGGUGGUGCAGCAGAGUGUUGCAGCAAACUCGUCCCAGAAGGUUUUAUCCUUCACCACCACCACGCUUGACGACAUCCUCAAGUCCUUCUCUGACAUCAGCGUCAUCCGUGUGGCCAGCGGCUACCUGCUCAUGUUGGCCUAUGCGUGUCUGACCAUGCUGCGUUGGGAUUGCGCGAAGUCUCAGGGGGCUGUAGGACUGGCAGGUGUCCUGCUGGUGGCGCUGUCUGUGGCAGCUGGCCUGGGCCUCUGCUCUCUCCUAGGCAUUUCCUUCAACGCUGCCACCACGCAGGUGCUGCCCUUCUUGGCUCUGGGUGUUGGGGUGGAUGAUGUGUUCCUCCUUGCACACGCCUUUAGUGAGACGGGACAGAACAAGAGGAUACCAUUUGAGGACCGCACAGGGGAGUGUCUGAAGAGGACCGGGGCCAGCGUUGCUCUCACCUCCAUCAGUAACGUCACUGCAUUCUUCAUGGCAGCUCUCAUCCCCAUCCCAGCGCUAAGAGCCUUUUCUCUGCAGGCCGCGGUCGUGGUGGUGUUUAACUUCGCCAUGGUGCUGCUCAUCUUCCCCGCCAUCCUCAGCAUGGACCUCUACCGACGAGAGGACCGGCGCUUCGACAUCUUCUGCUGCUUCUACAGCCCAUGUGCCAAUCAUGUGAUCCAGAUCGAGCCUCAGGCCUACCUGGACGGGGCGGACGGUAGCCGAUACAGUCCUCCCCCUUCCUACCGCACCCCUCCCCCCUCCUACCGCACCCCUCCCCCCAGCUACAGCAGCCCCCCUCCCUCCUACAGCAGCCACGGCUUUGCCCAGCAGACGCAGAUCACGAUGCAGUCCACGGUGCAGCUCAGGACAGAGUACGACCCCCGCACGCAGGCUUUCUACACCACGGCCGAGCCCAGAUCACAGAUCUCGGUUCAGCCCAUCAACCCAGGACCGGCUCCACCCAGGGCCAAUGCUAAUAACGAAUACUACAGCACUCACAGCAGUGGCAGCAGGAGUGGCAGCAGUAACCACGGUAACCUCAACAACAACAACAGCAGUAGCUGCGGCAGUGGAGGUUCGACCACCUUCUCCCACCACCGCCCACCUCCCCAACCUGCUGCCCCACAGCCCCCCAACUCCGCCUCGGGGCCCCAGGGAGAUGCGGAGAACGCCAGCUCCACCAGGGACCUCCUGUCGCAGUUCGGGGAGGCCUCUCUGGGCCUGCGCUGCUUGGAGCCCCCCUGCUCCCGCUGGACCCUGGCCUCCUUUGCUGAGAAGCACUACGCGCCCUUCCUCCUGCAGCCCACCACCAAGGUGGUUGUAAUCGCGCUGUUCCUCUGCCUGCUGGGGGUCAGCCUGUAUGGGACCACCUGUGUGCGCGAUGGCCUGGAGCUGACGGACAUCGUGCCCAGGGAGACCAGCGAGUACGACUUCAUUGGCGCUCAGUUCAAGUUCUUCUCCUUCUACAACAUGUACGUGGUGACGCAGCGGGGCGACUACGCCCAGGACCAGCCCCUGCUGCACCAGCUGCACCAGAGGUUUCACACCGUGCGCUACGUGCUGAAGGAGGACAACGGGCAGCUGCCCCGCAUGUGGCUGCAUUACUUCAGGGAAUGGCUGCAAGGUCUCCAGCAGGCAUUUGACAAGGACUGGGAGGCAGGCCGCAUCACCCAGAACAGCUACAGGAAUGGCUCUGACGAUGGGGUCCUGGCGUACAAACUCCUGGUGCAAACAGGGCGCAGGGACAAGCCCAUCAGCUUCAACCAGUUGACCCGUCAGCGACUCGUGGACGCAGAUGGGAUCAUCAACCCCGGCGCCUUCUACAUUUACCUGACAGCAUGGGUCAGCAACGACCCUGUUGCCUACGCCGCCUCUCAGGCCAACAUCCGCCCACACCCUCCUCAGUGGCUCCACGACCGCACCGACUCCAUGCCGGAAACACGCCUCAGCAUCCCAGCUGCUGAGCCCAUCGAAUACGCACAGUUCCCCUUCUACCUCAACGGGCUCCGGGAGACACCCCAGUUUGUGGAGGCCAUCGAGAGCGUGCGCGCCAUCUGCAGCAACUAUAGCCAACAGGGCUUGCCCUCCUACCCCAACGGCUACCCCUUCCUUUUCUGGGAGCAGUACGUCCACCUGCGACACUGGCUCCUGCUCUCCAUUAGUGUCGUGCUGGCCUGCACCUUCCUGGUCUGUGCCCUCUUCCUGCUCAACCCCUGGACUGCUGGCAUAAUAGUGUUGGUGCUGUCUCUGAUGACCGUGGAAUUGUUUGGCUUCAUGGGAUUGAUGGGGAUCAAGCUGAGUGCUGUCCCCGUGGUCAUCCUCAUUGCUUCUGUGGGCAUUGGGGUGGAGUUCACUGUCCAUGUUGCCCUGGCAUUCCUGACAGCCAUAGGGGACCGUAACAAGCGGGCUGUACUGGCACUGGAGCACAUGUUUGCUCCAGUGCUCGACGGGGCCUUCUCCACCCUACUAGGGGUCCUCAUGCUAGCAGGCUCUGAAUUUGACUUCAUCGUCAGGUAUUUCUUUGCAGUACUUGCCAUCCUAACAGUUCUAGGAGUACUGAACGGGUUGGUCCUGCUUCCGGUAUUACUGUCAUACUUUGGACCCUAUCCAGAGGUCUCCCCGGUAGACGGUCGUAGCCGGUUACCCACGCCGUCUCCCGAGGCCCCCCCUCACGUCGUCCACUUCUCAGUCCGUCCUCGUAACACCGGCACUACCGCCACCACUUCCGGUGCCGCUUCCGACUCCUCGGACUCGGAGUAUAGCUCCAACACCACGGUGUCCGGCAUCAGCCAGGAGAUGCGGCACUACAACCUCCCCUCAGCUAGGGGGCGAGCUAGAGCGGAGGAGCAGCAUUGCCACCAGCAAACCAGCAGAGGCAGAACAAUUUGGACAGAAGAGGAAAGGAGGACAGGAGCUGGACAUAGACACGCAGGCAGACAGACUGAACCCCCAUCAUACACGAUUUCCACAUCUGUCCCCUCUCAGGGUUUGGAUUCUGGGCCCCCACCUGGGGCUCCUCGUCACUACAGCAGCAGGGACCCCAAGAGCCAGCUGCACCAGCAGCCCCUGCCCCCAGCCCGCCCGCGCACAGACGCUUUUGAAACUGCUACUGAGGCUGGGGGCCAUUACAGCUCCCAUGGCUCUGGUCAUAGAGAACACUCUGCGGGCCACAGAGCUCACCCUUCCCAAAACCCUCGGGCCAAUCACCACCCCCCGCAUCACUCCAACCCUACUCCUUACUGCCAACCCAUUACCACGGUAACGGCUUCGGCCUCCGUCACUGUCGCCGUCCAUCCAGCUCCCUUGCCCAACCAGAGCCCCCCAGCUCCGUCUUACCCAGGAUACACUGCAACGGACAGUUACCAUCCAACAGGGGCAGGCCGUUCAGGGGCAGAGCCAGACCCUGCCUUCCAAGAUCCUCAUGUGCCACUGGACACCCACACGUGGCACAGAGGACCUGAUACGGAGGCCAUCGAGCUCCAGGAUAUGGAGUUUGAGGCAGUUGAGAACAACUGUGCCAGACGGCCUAGAUGAGGGGUAAUAAGCAGAAGCACAAUGGCCAAAGAUGGACUCCUCUGUAUUACUAAGCCUCUGACCCGGUCCAGCCCAGCUUAGCCUAGCCUGGCCUGGCACCACCCGGUCAAGACUGGCAAGCCCCCAGCCCCAGGC